AUGUGUUAUAUUGAUCCUACCAACGGGGUCUUUGGUGCUUAUGUUUCUGGUGAAGCUAUCAAAAGUCUCACUGAUUAUCUGCGUAGCGACUGGGAGAAGUUGGAAAGUUCAGAGGAGUACGAAAUUAUGAAAACGUAUGCUGCGAACUCGAAACUCUUUUGUUUGGCCUCUUGUUCUGGUGGUAUGUUCAUAUUAAUUAGCCUCGUACCUCACAUAAUAAAUGUCGUAUUACCGCUCAAUGAAUGGCCCAUAAUAAUGCCUUAUGAGGCCUAUUACUUUGUGGACGGCGAAAAAUACUUCUUUUACAUUUUGUUCCACGUUUUUGUAAGCCUAGAAAUAUGUAUAACGGCGGUGAUCGCGUACGACAGCAUGAUUGUGGUUUACAUCGAGCACGUUUGCAGCCUCUUCGCUGUGGCUGGGUAA
Wasmannia auropunctata (little fire ant) is the source of this 423-nucleotide messenger RNA. RefSeq lists its product as uncharacterized. The transcript has 3 exons. The record is from RefSeq and is a predicted model, not a curated record. The coding region runs from base 1 to 423 and encodes 140 amino acids. Gene Ontology annotation, cellular component: membrane. Gene Ontology annotation, molecular function: olfactory receptor activity; odorant binding. NCBI's taxonomy places the organism in Eukaryota, Metazoa, Arthropoda, Insecta, Hymenoptera, Formicidae. Gene Ontology annotation, biological process: sensory perception of smell.